UCUGAUCAUCCCGUCUUUCCCAGCAGAUUCAUCAAUAACAUGGAACUGAGAAACCAAACAACUAUUUCAGAAUUUCUUCUCCUGGGACUGACAGAAGACCCAGGACUACAGCCCCUCCUCUUUAGCCUGUUUCUGACCAUCUAUCUGGUCACUGUUUUGGGGAACUUGCUCAUCAUCUUGGCUGUCGGCUGUGACCCCCAUCUACACAGCCCCAUGUACUUCUUCAUUUCUAAUCUCUCCUUUACUGACAUCUGUUUCAGCACAACCACGAUCCCAAAGGUGCUACUGAACAUCCAAGCACAGAAUCAUAGCAUCACAUACACGGGAUGCCUCACCCAGGUCUGCUUUGUCUUGAUUUUUGCCAGUUUGGAAAGUUUUCUUCUUUCCGUGAUGGCCUAUGACCGCUACGUGGCUAUUUGCCAGCCCCUGAGGUACACAACUAUCAUGCAUCCUCGCCACUGUUUUCUAAUGAUUCUGUUCUCCCUGCUCAUUAGUGUUGUGGAUGCCCUUCUUCAUAGCCUGAUGUUGCUGCGACUGUCAUUCUGCACCGACUUGGAAGGUCUUUACUUCUUCUGUGAAGUUGUUCAGGUCAUCAGGGUGGCCUGUUCCGAAACAUUCAUCAAUAACUUCGUCUUAUAUUUUGCAGCCAGUCUAUUGGGUGUUGUGCCUUUUUCUGGGAUAAUUUUUUCUUAUACAAAAAUCGUAUCCUCUAUUUUGAGAAUAUCAUCAGCAAGUGGGAAAUAUAAAGCUUUUUCUACUUGUGGGUCUCACCUUUCGGUUGUUUCUCUAUUCUAUGGGACAGCUUUUGGUGCCUAUUUUAGUACGACAUUUAUGCAUGGUUCUAGGAAGACAGCUGUAGCUUCAGUGAUGUACACUGUGGUCACUCCCAUGAUGAACCCUUUCAUCUACAGCCUGAGGAACAGGGACAUGAAGGCAGCCUUGAGGAACAUUAUCAAGUGCACACGGGCUUGUUGGUGA
This is a messenger RNA of Elephantulus edwardii (Cape elephant shrew), 978 nucleotides long. RefSeq names its product olfactory receptor 7G2-like. Bases 40 to 978 code for a protein of 312 amino acids. Gene Ontology annotation, biological process: G protein-coupled receptor signaling pathway. The transcript has a single exon. The record is from RefSeq and is a predicted model, not a curated record. Gene Ontology annotation, molecular function: olfactory receptor activity; G protein-coupled receptor activity. Gene Ontology annotation, cellular component: membrane. NCBI's taxonomy places the organism in Eukaryota, Metazoa, Chordata, Mammalia, Macroscelidea, Macroscelididae.